Messenger RNA from Hemiscyllium ocellatum (epaulette shark), 9373 nucleotides. It is a transcript of the gene dicer1, whose product is annotated as dicer 1, ribonuclease type III. Gene Ontology annotation, cellular component: RISC complex; cytoplasm; nucleus. Lineage: Eukaryota; Metazoa; Chordata; Chondrichthyes; Orectolobiformes; Hemiscylliidae. The transcript has 29 exons. Gene Ontology annotation, molecular function: ATP binding; protein binding; ribonuclease III activity. The record is from RefSeq and is a predicted model, not a curated record. The coding region runs from base 580 to 6357 and encodes 1925 amino acids. Gene Ontology annotation, biological process: apoptotic DNA fragmentation; siRNA processing; pre-miRNA processing.
AAGGAAAAGGGAGUGGAGAAGCGAGGAAAGAAAAACAUUUUCUUUUUUUCGGCGUGAAAAAAAAUCCAAAGAGAGGACGGGCGGGGGGUGGAGUUUCGAAGAAGAAAAGGCCGCGAAACGGGAAGGGAAGGAAGAAUUAUCCUUUUUCUUUUAAAAAAAAGAGAACGAGUUACCUGAAAGGGGAAAGGGUGGGGUGCCGAACAGACACCGGGCAAUUACCAGCAACGGCGGCGGCAGGGGAAGGGGAGGGGAGUUGAAAACCGUCGCCAUCCUCCCGAACUCUACCUCCAAACCCUCUCCCUCCCUCCCCUCAACAACAAACACACUCAAUGCAUCGUUACAGCCAGUGGGCUGUUCCUGCUCAAAGAAACUCUGCCUUGGACUCAAACCAGCAAAGCAUCAGUGUUCGAGGAAUUGAAGCUGAAGCAAUGAUGUGAUUACGUCAAGGUUACAGAUCUCACAAUGCUUACAUUUAAUACAAACAGGACAAAUGUAGACAUCUUUGAAACUGAUUUGCUGGAACAUUUGAAAUGACAGAAACACUGGAUGAAUGAAAAGACCGCUUUGUGAAACCUAAGCAUGGCAGGAUUACAGCUCAUGACGCCUGCUUCAUCACCAAUGGGUCCCUUUUUUGGACUGCCGUGGCAACAGGAAGCUAUCCAUGAUAACAUUUUUACACCAAGGAAAUAUCAGGUUGAACUUCUAGAAGCAGCUUUGGAACAUAAUACUAUAGUUUGUUUAAAUACUGGCUCAGGGAAGACUUUCAUUGCAGUGCUACUUACAAAGGAGCUAUCUCAUCAGAUCAGGGGACAAUUCAACAAGAAUGGAUCACGGACUGUGCUUUUGGUUAGUUCCGCACCCUCUGUGGCUCAGCUAGCAGCAGCUGUCAAGACCCAUUCAGACCUGAAGGUCGGAGAGUAUUCCAGUUUGGAAAACAUUGAGUCAUGGGCAAGUAAAGAAUGGAACAAAAGCUUUGUUGGACAACAGGUGCUAGUCAUGACUUGCCACAUCUUCUUGCACAUCUUGAAAAGGGGCUACCUUUUCCUCUCCAAAAUCAACCUUCUAGUGUUUGAUGAAUGCCACCUUGCAAUCAGAGAACAUCCCUAUCAGGAGAUUAUGAAGAUGUGUGAGGAGAAUCCUUCAUGCCCUCGGAUCUUGGGACUGACUGCCUCCAUUUUAAAUGGUAAAUGUGACCCUUCUGAGCUAGAGGAGAAAAUUUUGAAGCUGGAAAAGAUUCUCCGGAGCAGUGCAGAGACUGCCACUGACCUGGUAGUGUUGGACAAGUAUUCUUCUCAGCCUCAUGAAGUUGUGCUUGACUGUGGACCAUAUGAGGAUAAAAGUGGACUAUAUGAAAAGCUUUUAAAGGAGUUGGAUGAAGCACUUAAUUUUAUUAAUGAUUUCAAUAACAUAUCUGCACAUUGGGAUGAUAGAGGUCCAACGUCAGUCCCUAAGCAGGUACUGGUAGACUGCCGUGCAGUAUUAACCGUUCUGGGGCCUUGGUGUGCAGAUAAAGUAGCUGGGAUGAUGGUAAGAGAGCUGCAGAAAUAUAUAAAACAUGAGCAGGAGGAGUUGAACAGGAAGUUCCUUUUGUUUACAGACACUCUUCUUAGGAAAAUUCAUGCACUCUGUGAAGAGCACUUCUCACCCGCUGCACUCGAUCUGAAAUACGUGACCCCAAAAGUCAGUAAAUUGCUGGAAAUCCUGCAUGAGUACAAACCUUUUGAGCGACAGCAGUUUGAAAGUGUUGAAUGGUACAACAACCGAAACCAGGACAAUUACGUAUCAUGGAGUGAUUCUGAAGAUGAGGAUGAGGAUGAAGAAAUAGAAGAAAAGGAGAAGACUGACACUAACUUCCCAUCCCCUUUCACCAAUAUAUUAUGUGGGAUUAUUUUUGUUGAGAGGCGUUAUACAGCAGUUGUCUUAAACAGGUUAAUAAAAGAAGCAGGCAAGCAGGAUCCAGAGUUGUCUUAUGUCAGCAGUAAUUUCAUAACUGGUCAUGGCAUUGGAAAGAACCAGCCUCGUAAUAAACAGAUGGAAGUGGAGUUCAGGAAACAAGAGGAGGUGCUCAGAAAAUUCCGUGCGCAUGAGACCAACUUGCUCAUUGCAACCAGUGUUGUUGAAGAAGGAGUUGAUAUUCCAAAAUGCAAUCUGGUGGUUCGAUUUGAUUUGCCAACAGAAUAUCGUUCUUACGUACAAUCGAAAGGAAGAGCACGAGCACCCAUCUCAAACUACAUCAUGCUUUCAGAUUCUGACAAAAUUGAAGAUUUCAAAGAAGACCUCAAAACCUAUAAGGCAAUUGAAAAGAUUCUGCGAAACAAGUGCUCAAAGUCUGUGGAUUCUGCUGAUUUGGAGGUAGAACCUGUCACCGAUGAUGAUGAUGUGCUUCCCCCGUAUGUAUUGAGGCCGGAAGAAGGGAGUCCGCGAGUAACUAUCAACACUGCCAUUGGACAUGUGAACAGAUACUGUGCCAGGUUACCGAGCGACCCAUUCACACACUUGGCCCCAAAAUGUAAAACGCAGGAACUCUCGGAUUGUACUUUUCAGUCAACUCUCUACCUUCCAAUUAAUUCACCUCUUCGUGUCCCAGUAACUGGUCCUCCAAUGCCUUGUACGAGAUUGGCUGAGAAAGCAGCAGCCCUUCUUUGUUGUGAAAGACUGCACAAAAUCGGUGAACUUGAUGAUCACUUAAUGCCAGUUGGGAAAGAAACUGUGAAAUAUGAAGAAGAGCUUGAUUUGCAUGAUGAGGAAGAAACCAGUAUUCCUGGGAGGCCAGGUUCCACAAAACGGAGACAGUGCUACCCUAAAGCAAUUCCUGAAUGUCUGAGGAACAGUUACCCCAAAGCAAAUCAACCUUGUUACUUGUAUGUGAUUGGCAUGGUGUUAACCACUCCGCUUCCUGAUGAGCUCAACUUCAGAAGAAGAAAAUUGUAUCCUCCAGAAGAUACAACCCGAUGUUUUGGAAUUCUGACUGCCAAACCAAUACCUCGGAUUCCUCAUUUUCCGGUAUAUACUCGCUCUGGUGAGGUUACCAUAUCUAUUGAACUACGUAAAUCAGACUUCACAUUGAGUACAAAGCAGCUGGAGCUGAUCACUAGGCUACAUCAGUACAUCUUCUCUCACAUUCUUCGUCUGGAGAAACCUGCACUAGAAUUCAAACCUACAGAAGCUGAUGCAGCCUACUGUGUUCUACCUCUUGAUAAAGUUGAUGGUUCCAGCCACUUGGAUAUCGACUUCACCUUUAUGGAAGAUAUAGAAAGGUCAGAAGCGCGCACGGGCAUUCCCAACACACAAUAUACUAAAGAGAAACCCUUCAUGUUUAAUCUGGAAGACUACCAGGAUGCAGUUAUCAUUCCAAGAUAUCGAAAUUUUGACCAGCCUCAUCGCUUCUAUGUGGCUGAUGUGUACACCGAUCUCACACCUCUCAGUAAAUUUCCUUCCCCUGAGUAUGAAACAUUUGCAGAGUAUUACAAAACCAAGUACAAUCUUGAUUUGACCAACCUGAACCAGCCUUUGCUGGAUGUGGACCACACAUCAUCCAGACUGAACCUUUUAACCCCUCGACAUUUGAAUCAAAAAGGAAAGGCACUUCCUUUAAGUAGUGCCGAGAAACGCAAGGCCAAGUGGGAGAGUCUGCAAAACAAACAGAUUCUUGUCCCAGAACUCUGUGCUAUUCAUCCAAUCCCAGCUUCCUUAUGGAGAAAGGCAGUCUGCCUUCCCAGUAUUCUCUACCGACUGCACUGUUUGUUAACAGCGGAGGAGCUGAGAGCCCAAACAGCAAAGGAAGCCGGCGUGGGAAUUGAAGCUCUCCCUUCAAACUUCAGGUAUCCCAACCUAGAUUUUGGGUGGAAAAAAUCUAUAGACAGCAAAGCUUACAUCUUGACAACCAGCUCCUGUACAGAUGAAAAUGAGACUUACUGUAUGCACAGCACAACUGUAGCCCCUGAAGAUGCUGCACAUCAAGGUGCUAUCAAUGAGGCCCCCUUCAUGGAGAACCUUCUUCAGCCGUCUCUGAACAGCAAAACAUCUACCAAGAGUCUGUCACCCAAAAAGUUCUUCAGUGCUGACAAAGUCACCAAGAGCACAAUACCAGUAAAUGGCAUAGUUUGUACCGAAAAUCUAACCAAUGGAAAUGCUGAACUGCUAAACAAGGGUUGCAUUUGCCAUCAAAAUCAACUUAACUCCUACAGGCAUGACUUACUCAUACAACCAGCUACCUCAGUUCCCGUGCGUAGUACACACCACAGAGAGAACCAGCCCAAGCCCCAAGUUGAAUGUAAUCUACAAAGUAAUAACCUAGACGGAAUUACUAACAAAUCUACCUCAGAUUAUUGCUCAAAAGAGGCAGUUUCCUGCAAUUCCUCAGAGCCUCUGGCAAUUCCGCAAUGGAUUUUGGAUUCGGGCAGUUGCCCUCCUGGCAUAUAUACAACCGAAACCCUCGGCCCCAACCCCGGUCUGAUUCUCCAGGCUUUGACGUUGUCAAAUGCUAGCGACGGGUUCAAUUUGGAGCGCCUGGAGAUGCUUGGUGAUUCAUUCCUAAAACAUGCUAUCACAACAUAUCUGUUUUGUACGUACCCUGAUGCCCACGAAGGGCGGCUAUCUUACAUGAGGAGUAAGAAGGUCAGCAACUGUAAUCUCUAUCGUCUUGGAAAGAAGAAAGGACUUCCCAGUCGGAUGGUUGUCUCAAUAUUUGACCCACCAGUGAAUUGGCUUCCUCCUGGCUACGUGGUAAAUCAAGACAGAUGCAUUAUGGACAAGAGUGAAGUGAAGGACAUGACAGAAACCGAUCAAGUGGCUAAUGGUGAUUCUUAUUUGGAUGAUGACGAUGAGGAGGAGGAGGAAGAGGAGGACGAUGACCCUGAUUUCCGUGAAGAUUUGAUGUGGAGGGCACAGAAGGAGGAAGCAGAAUAUGAUGAUGACUUCUCCGAGUAUGAUCAGGAGCACAUUAAAUUCAUCGACAAUAUGCUUAUGGGCUCUGGGGCUUUUGGAAAAAAGAUCUCUCUUCCUGCUUUCCCUCCCAAUGAUGCAAGCUACGAGUGGAAACCUCCCAAAAAAUCUGCAUCAGGAAAUGGUCAUUCCUCCUCCGAUUGUGAUGAAUUUGACUACAGCUCCUGGGACGCUAUGUGCUACCUUGACCCUAGUAAGGCUACAGAUGAAGAUGAUUUUGUUGUGGGAUUCUGGAACCCAUCUGAAGAGAAUGGCGGUGUUGAUACUGGCAAGCAGUCCAUCUCUUAUGACUUGCACACUGAGCAGUGCAUAGCAGAUAAGAGCAUUGCUGAUUGCGUAGAGGCUUUGUUGGGCUGCUACUUAACUAGCUGUGGUGAAAGAGCUGCCCAGCUAUUUCUCUGCUCGUUGGGUUUGAAAGUCCUCCCAGCUGAAGAAAAGCUUGUCAACAAAAAGAUUCUACCUGAGGAACAGAGCGCCUUUGAUCUAAACUCUCAGACAGGCACUGAAACUCCUCUUCUUUCAUCCACUUUGAAAUCCCCUUCUUGCAAAGACCUAGAAUAUGGACAUCUUCAGAUUCCUCCUAGAUGUAUGUUCGAUCACCCAGAUGCUGAUAGGACCCUGGGCCAUUUAAUAUCAGGCUAUGAAAACUUUGAGAAGAAAAUAAACUAUAGGUUCAAGAACAAGGCGUAUCUUUUACAGGCAUUUACCCAUGCCUCCUACCACUACAAUACAAUCACAGAUUGUUACCAGCGGUUGGAAUUCCUUGGAGAUGCAAUUUUGGACUACCUCAUAACCAAGCACCUUUACGAAGAUCCCCGGCAGCAUUCUCCUGGAGUGUUGACUGACCUGCGCUCUGCUCUUGUGAACAACACCAUCUUUGCUUCUUUAGCUGUGAAGUAUGACUAUCACAAAUACUUCAAAGCCAUCUCACCUGAGUUGUUCCAUGUUAUAGAUGACUUUGUUCAGUUCCAGUUAGAAAAGAAUGAGAUGCAAGGAAUGGACUCUGAGCUAAGAAGAUCUGAAGAAGAUGAAGAAAAGGAGGAAGAUAUUGAGGUUCCAAAGGCCAUGGGAGAUAUCUUUGAAUCUCUUGCCGGUGCCAUCUACAUGGAUAGCAGGAUGUCCUUGGAAACAGUUUGGCAAGUCUAUUACCCCAUGAUGAGACCCUUGAUAGAGAAAUUUUCAGCAAAUGUACCCCGUUCCCCUGUUCGUGAGUUGUUGGAGAUGGAGCCAGAGACUGCCAAGUUCAGUCCUGCAGAAAGAACUUACGACGGAAAAGUCCGUGUCACCGUGGAGGUGGUUGGCAAAGGCAAGUUCAAAGGUGUUGGCCGCAGUUACAGGAUCGCCAAGUCUGCAGCUGCCCGGAGAGCACUCCGGAGCCUGAAGGCAAAUCAGCCUCCACUGCAGAAUAGCUGAGACCCUUUCUCCCAACCUCCAGGCCAACCCAGCCCCUUCAUCAGCUCACCUGAGGUUACACCACACGAGUCUGGGUCAAAAGAGUCAUUCUAUGAAGGUGUAAAGUGUUUGUACUACAGUAGUAUAAUUUAGGAAUAAUCGUAGUUUAUAGUAAGUUCUUGCGCGAACACAAUCCUGCCCCCCCCUCCUCCUUUUGCUAGAUUAAUCACAAGAGUGCUUUAUAUUCAUUUUGCAACCAUUUAACAGUUGUCAGGUCCCCCUAUGUUUACUUAAUUUUUUUAUUAAUAGAAGCUUUUGCUUGUUGUUUAGUGAGCCAGGAAGCUUAUGCUGGAAAGUGAUUAGUUAUUAGAUUGCACAUUUUUACUAAUCUUGAAAUUCUCGACCUGUGCACUAGUGCCAGUCCAGCCACAGUGUGUAAAACUGUUGUGUAUGAGCUGGUAAGAGAGAGCGAGUGAGUGUGCCAGUAUUGUCCUGUUUCCUUGUCAUCCUUUCACAUUUUGAGAUGGCAUUUCCAAUCCUUGUUUUGCACUUAAUUUAAAUAGGAACAGGUUCCACUUAAAGCGACUGGCAUUUUCAGUAGCAUUUGUUCAACAUAAUGCCACAUAUUGAGUCUCUUGCAUUUAAUCAAAAGGGUUUUGCCUUAAUUGAACGUAACCCCACUUGUUUUUUUCCUAAACCUUUUGAUACAUUUCUAUAGCUGAUUUUACAUUCCCAUUUAAUACACAUAUUGUAUGAUAAUUAACCACAGCCCUUGACUGACCUCUUUUGGAGCUGUGGCUGUGUAACUUAUUGCAGAGCUAGAGGUAGCUGCACAUAUAUUUUAAUACAGAUUAAAUGGUUCCAGAUACUUAGAGUCAAGGUGUUGAAAAUUUUCUUUGAUGCAAGAAGCAGCUAAAUUUACACUAUGUGGUCUUUGGGGAAAGUGUGCAUUGUGCUGACAAUGUGAGUGCGGUGCUUCCAAACGCAAGCAACGUGAAGUAGAUGGUGCAGUACAGAAACUGUCACAUUCAUGACACAGCAACUUUAGACAUAUCAUUCAAAAUAUAUGCUGCAGAAUUUUGUAAGAACCGUUGAAAGGGUUUUUUAAUUAAUAUGAGCACCUUUCCAUUUCUAAGGGGGUGGGGAUUAAUGUACACAUACAUGCAUAUAUACAGCAUACAAGACACAUGGUACAUGCAUAUACAAUGCACGCAGACAAAAAAAGACAGAUGAGUACAACACAUGCAUAUGACUAUCCUCAACAUCUGUCUAUAGCACCUAACAGUUGACUUUUACACCAAAGCUGUGUUUGUGAAGAAGCGCAUUCAUGUUCCAUUAGUUUCAUUUGUUUUUCUCUUCAAAAGCGGCACAAGCAAGAAAAAUGAAAUCCUGUGACAAAAGACGAUCAUGUUUAAUCAGUCUUCAGCGUUCAAGCUUUUAAAAAAAGGAUGCAUCCUACUUGGCUCGGCUCAAAAUUGUAGUUACAUUUUCAGUAGUUACCAGUUAGGCGUUCUUCCCUUUAAAUACCUCAGUUCUUAAUUGCAUGCGUUUUUGAUUUCUCGUUUAUUUUGGUGCUAUGUUUUUAUUAUGCUUGAAAUGUUUAAAAAAUAAUUGUUUUUGCACUGUAACUAUAAUACCUCUUUUAAUUUACUUUUUUUAAAAAAUUGUUUGAGAAUUUCAUCCCAGUACACUCUAAAUAAUUCUUUCAAGUUAUCUGCAGUCGUCACCACCCAACCACCAUGAUAUGCUUCAGAUUUCAAGAGCUAGCCAUUUUUUUUUGUUGGUCUCUUGAGUUGGAGAUAGAAAUUUGAAAUACGUAUGUUGAGGUGUUCCUUUUUUUUUGCAUCCCAUUCUGUCCCUUUUCCUUUCACUUUAUUUGAAAAGGUAAAGUCAUUUAUCCUGUCCACUUAGCAGUUUUAAUAAGUGGGUACUUUUUAAAGUAGAAGCUGAAAAAUGUGUAAGUGAUUUUAAUACUUCUGUCAUAUGUGUAUUGUCUUACUGAUUGGCAUAAACUCAUUUUAAUUCAUAACAUGAUACAGAAGAUGGAUUUGUAUCUGUUUUUAUGCUCUGUUAUUACCCUAAUUUUGUUAGAAAGAUCUUUCAUUCUGUGGGCGUAGACCUAGGCGAGCACUCAUCUAUGUAUACAUCUAUUUUUAAUUUACUUGGCAAAAACUGCUAUGUCAAACAGUGUGCCACAAGUUUGGGAGUAUUUCCAGUAUUAACAGUGCAUCACACUUUAUUGAAAUCCACAGAAGUGUGAGGUUAUUUAUGGCAUGUGCAUUCAUUGUGAAACCAUUUUUUCUCAUUGUAACUGAACAAUCUACAUUUACUUUAAAGUCCUAAUCAAUGCUGCAGUUUAAUUCCUCCUUGUCUUUGUCGAGGCACAAAACAGUUUUUUUUUGUCCCCUUCGCCGUUGUAUACAUGUAGCACGAUUUAAGCAUUGCACUUGGCACCAUGCUUUACCUCAUUUCAAACGAGAAAUGUAUAUGCUAAUAUGCUUAACAGAAACAAUGAUUUUUUUAUUUUCGGUUUGGGCCUUGCUGCUGUUAUAACUGCUAAGGUUUUUUAUGUAAAAGAUAAUUAACUUGCUAUCUAUUGUGUGCCUGCAGUCCCUCACUCACUGUACAAUACAUGACUUUAAUGCACUCGAACUUCAUAGCAUCAGCGGGUCAGCAGCAGUGGCAGAAACUUAUUGUUUUGUUGGUAUUUUGUAGCAGAAUGAUAACUGUGAUUUAUUAAAGGAAGAAGAGAAAGAAUGCGUGUUUGCGAGGCGUUUGAGUAUUUGCAGGCGUUUGCUGUACUGUAAAUAGUGUGAUUUUAAAGCACCUGUAGCAGAAUGGGAGUGGAUACGAAAUGUAUUGAAACUAAAUUAAGUGCAUCAUCAUAUGCUGCAGCAGUCUUUAAGGGACAUGGAAUAUAUCUCAUUCAUACUGUAAACUCGCUGCAGAGAUUUGCAUUCUGCACCUUAUGGAUCACAAUUUUACCUUUUAAUAGUUUCUUUUUGUAAUUGUAGCUGAAUAUCUACAAUAAAGUAUG